AACUGCCUAGUGUGUUUUUAUUGCUAGUUUCCAUGGUUAGCGCAUAAUAAUAUUACUAAUAAAGAGAAGAAGAAGAAGACAAGUUUAUUUUAUUACACUAUAUAUGAUCUGUUUUAACGGCUAUUCUUAAUGGUCUAAAGUGUAUAUAUAUGUAUAAAGAGAGAUAUAUAUAUAUAUGAGGGCAAAGGGUUCUUAGAUUUUCCACCAGUCAAACCAUUUUCUAAGCCCCUUUUUCUUUACAAAAAUAUUCAGUAUAUCAGUUGAACUUACAUACAUAUAUCUGAGAAAAAAAAUGAAUUUCAAUCCUGAAAGUGACAUGUGGAAAUGGCGUGACAGUUAUGGUCUCGGAGAUGAUCCCGAUGUUGUAGAUAUAUCUGAUUGCUUGUUGAGCAAAGGUGAAGACAUUUCCUUUAUGUUUGAUGAUGAAAGUACUCCAGUCAAGUCUUGUGAAGAGUUGACUCACCAUGUUAGCAGCUAUGAAAACAAUGACAAGGAAACCCAGAGAUACAAUGAGUCAUCCUCACAAGUGAAAAGGCGCAGAAUGCUACAGUUCGAAUCAGAAGCAUCAGAUGCACCACUUUGCAAUGAGGAACUAUCAGCGUCAUUUUUAAAUUCGCAGGAGACCGACACUUCUGUUGAAGAAUUCAUCUCUGAAAUGUCACAAUGGGUUUCGGGAUUUUCAGAGGACAUGUCUUCAUCUGGUAUUGAGGGGCUGGAUCAGCAAUCCGAAGGAUGGGUUGCUAGUUGUUUUAAUGAUUCUCAGAUGCAUGUGAGCCCUGAGGAUAUCAUGGCCUCUAAUAUUCAGCUUGAUGUUACAGAGAUUUGCAACACCCCGCCGCCUGAAUAUGAAUCUAAUGUGGUUCAAGAGCGCCCUGUACAGACUCGUAAAAAUGUUGUUUUCAAAGGUAGGAAAUCAUAUAUGCGGGCUCCUACAAAAGUUGCCUCCUCUGUUGUCUAUCCAUUUGCUUUUGUUAAACCGUGUGGUGUCCAUGGAGAUGUGACUCUGAAAGACAUAAACCAGCGGAUACAGACCCCAAAAUCAAAGACAGCACAGAAUAGUGUAGAUCCUUCAGUUGCAUACCCAAAGUCUGCUUUCUCUGGUAAGCCUGUUGUUGGAAAGACUACAAUUCAGACAGAAGGAGGAAAAGGCAGCAUUACUAUAAUGAGGACAAAGGGAUAGUUAUUUAAGCAAUUAUAAUCGUUUUUUCUUUCGAGGGUUUGCUCCAUUUCUUUUGGAGACAGAAUAUCCUCAGUUUUUCCAAGGUCCUCGCGGUAUACAUGCUUCCGGUUGAUAUCAUCCUUGUAGCUCAUAUCGCGAUGUCGCUUAUGCAUAUGGUCAAGAGCCCCUCUUGUUGCAGCAUACCAUGCUUUAGACAUGGUACGGUCAACGUCAUAGUUGUAGUAUUGUAGUUUGUUGGAGAUCCUCUUGUAAUUUGACUGUACAAAACCUUCAUUAACGUUGCUAAAUUUAUUAAUUUGAGAGAGCCUUUUGUUA
This is a messenger RNA of Lycium ferocissimum, 1495 nucleotides long. RefSeq names its product protein XRI1. Gene Ontology annotation, biological process: female meiotic nuclear division; male meiotic nuclear division. Bases 293 to 1180 code for a protein of 295 amino acids. Lineage: Eukaryota; Viridiplantae; Streptophyta; Magnoliopsida; Solanales; Solanaceae. The transcript has 9 exons. The record is from RefSeq and is a predicted model, not a curated record.